AUGUCCACUCUUCAACUCAACCUCCUCCUCCUCAGCUUUGUCUUCUUCCAUAUUCUUCACUUGGCCACCGUCAAUGGUGUUGCAAUUCCAACUCAAGGAAAGGGACAAUGGCAACUCCUACAACCAAACAUUGGCAUUGUAGCCAUGCACAUGCAGCUUCUUCACAACGACCGUGUCGUCAUCUUAGACCGCACGGACUUCGGUUUCUCCAACAUAUCCUUACCCAACGGCACGUGCCGCCAUGACCCAACAGAGAGGGCUGUCAAAACAGACUGCACAGCUCACUCAGUCGAAUACGACAUCGCAACCAACACCAUCCGCCCACUCUUCGUCCAAACCGACGUCUGGUGCUCCUCCGGCUCGGUUGACUCCUUCGGAAGACUUGUCCAGACGGGCGGCGACAGCGACGGCGAACGCGUUGUAAGGACAUUCCACCCUUGCCCUACCUGCAACUGGAACGAACUCCCUAACAGACUUCUGGUGAGAAGAUGGUACGCCACCAACCACGUCCUGCCAGGUGGACGCCAGAUCAUCAUCGGAGGAAGAGCUCAGUUCAACUACGAGUUCUUCCCAAAGAAAACCUCCGCUGAUUUUAGCACUCACUUCUUGCCUUUUCUGAAGGACACAGCUGACAAAUUCCGCGGAGAAGAGAACAACCUCUACCCUUUCGUCUUCCUCAACGUAGACGGCAACCUCUUCAUCUUCGCCAACAACCGCGCCAUCUUGUUCAACUACAGAAAUAACACCGUAAUCAGAACCUACCCUACCAUUUCUGGCGGGGACCCUAGGUGUUACCCUAGCACAGGCUCCGCAGUGUUGCUUCCCCUCAAGAAUCUAGAAGCAGAGUCCUUGGAAGCUGAGGUUCUGAUCUGCGGUGGUGCCACCAGGGCAGCUUUCUUCCGAGCCGGUCAAGGCACGUUUCUCACUGCCUUGAACACAUGCGCUCGGAUGAAAAUCACAGAUCAGGACCCAGAAUGGGUAAUGGAGACCAUGCCAGGAGGCAGAGUCAUGAACGACAUGAUCACGCUCCCAAACGGCGACGUUUUGAUCAUAAACGGAGCAUCUGAAGGCUCAGCCGGUUUUGAGUACGCAGUGAACCCGGUUUUCGCGCCUUUCCUUUACAAACCGAAUGAACCAGUCGGAAACCGGUUUGAGGAGUUGAAUCCCUCCCAGAUUGCUAGAAUGUAUCACUCCACCGCCAUCUUGGUCCGUGACGGUAGGAUUCUUGUUGGUGGAAGCAACCCGCACGGCAAUUACGUGUUCAAAGGAGUGAUGUUUCCUACGGAGUUGAGAUUUGAAUCGUUUUCGCCACCGUAUUUGGAUGCUCAGUUAUCGCAUCUGAGACCAUCCAUUGUUAGUCCUAAUAAUCAGAGUUACAGUAAUCUCACUUAUAACCAGAGCUUUAAGAUGCGAAUCAGCUUUACAGAUGGAACGGUUGCUCCAGAUUUGGUAUUCGUGACAAUGUACGCGCCGCCAUUUAACACUCACUCGUUCAGCAUGAAUCAGAGGUUGUUGGAGCUAAACAAUGGAGAAUUGAGACACUCCGAUAAUUUGACUUUUGAAUUUGAUGUGAGAAUUCCACGUUCUCCCUUUCUUGCACCACCGGGGUUUUAUAUUCUUUACGCUGUUCAUCAAGGAAUUCCAAGUGAGGGCAUCUGGAUCAGAUUAAUUAGAGAAGAGAAUGAAAUUUCAACCCAAUUAUUAAAUUAA
Molecule: messenger RNA, 1710 nt
Organism: Arachis stenosperma
Lineage: Eukaryota; Viridiplantae; Streptophyta; Magnoliopsida; Fabales; Fabaceae
Product: aldehyde oxidase GLOX-like
Exons: 1
Coding region: 1-1710 (569 amino acids)
Source: RefSeq, a predicted model, not a curated record